Molecule: messenger RNA, 1511 nt
Organism: Porites lobata
Lineage: Eukaryota; Metazoa; Cnidaria; Anthozoa; Scleractinia; Poritidae
Source: the annotation of a GenBank genome assembly
AUGGCUUACGCUUCUCAGAAUGUAAUGCCUUUUGUAAGUGAACUUAGAGCGACGGGACAUGGAGAAGUUUGGGAUCACACAGAUGAAAAAAAGUUACAACAGUUUGGUUGGAGAUGCACAAACACAGAGAGUUCGUAUAACACAAGCACUCUAAUAGGAAACUGGAAUGAACAACGAUUUGAUAUAAACAGGAUUUCAAAACCAAAACCUAUUCCUUCACAGGUAAGAUACUUGUUAUAGAUGUACACACGUUAACACAUUUGUAUGAACCAUAAAAUAAUGGACAGAUCAGCUUAAUUUAUUCUGGCGGCCGUACGAUGAAAAGACCUCUUACAAGAUUUUUUUGAUUUAAUUUUCCAGUAUAAUCAUUACUUUGAGACAACUUACGGUUCUGGAUACAAUACAGUCGAUACCAAUAAAGUACCAGAAUCCUUGAAGCAUCUUGAAGGUAAGUAAAAGUUUUUUUUUGUUAUGCCUCAGUACAAGUCUAUUGCGUGACAAAGUAAUAGUGGAUUGUGUUACAAAUACCACGACUCGCGCUUCGUCCUUUUGUUGUCUAGUAGGCUGAUGAUGGCUUUAAAUCAAACCGAAAUACUUUCACUUACCCGCCAACCUUUACCUACCAUUUGGGAUUUUUUUUUUCAAAUGACAUAAAAAUAAAACAUGCAAAGCCUUCUUAUCUUUGCUCUGAGGUAACCAACCAGUGUAUUUGAAUCCGCAACAACAUAAGCAUAGGGAAAUGACAGUAUGUGCUGCUGGAUCAAGUAUCACUUGAUUAACAAACCUGAGGCUGGCUAUGCGCUCAUUUUAACCCCCUUUCUCUGUUAGCGCUUCCUUUUACUGGUAUUUAAAUCUACUAGAAGCUCCAUGGAAAGGAAAGAAGUUGUAAUAAGGAUUUUUGGUUACACCUGAGGAUGGAACUUGGGGCCUCCCACAUGGAAGGCUAUGCACAUACCAACUGUGCUUAUCCUUCCUUAUCAUGUGUUGCACUUAUUUCAUUGUCACACUCAAAACAAAUUCUUGAUCAACUGGUUCAAAUUUAAUUCUCAAACUCAUUAAUAAUUCAUAAAGAAAAUACAAAGAAAAUUAAUGUUUAAUGAGUGUUUGGAAAUCGGAUGAAAAACUGCUCAGUAUUUGCAUCCUUAAUUUCUCCUUCAAAAAUGAUUUUGUUUGAGAAGAAAUAUCAAACAUUCGACACCGUGUUUCAUCACCAGAUGAAACACCUCGAAGUUUGUCAAAAAUACUCCGCUGCGCGUCGUAUUUUCAACUCUCUUCUCGGUGUUUCAUCUGGUGAUGAAACACUGCGUCUCAUGUUUGAUAUAUUACUUCAAAUUCAUGAUCAAAUGAAUAUUUUAAAAAAAUUAUUUUGUUUUUUCAUUUUAGCAAGGGAGCCAACUGCAUUUCCAGGCCAUCAACCUGAGCUUGACCCUCCACAGCUCAAGAAACAAUAUAAUUCAUUGUUAACUACAUCCAGAGCUGCCUUUGGUGAUCCUAAACCGACACAAAAAUAA